Messenger RNA from [Candida] anglica, 769 nucleotides. NCBI's taxonomy places the organism in Eukaryota, Fungi, Ascomycota, Pichiomycetes, Serinales, Debaryomycetaceae. The record is from the annotation of a GenBank genome assembly.
GCGCGCGCGCACUUGUGUGCGUGCCCUGAAAUCGAAAACGGAGGUCAACCGAUACAACUUGUGAGUCUCCCACAGUAACAAUGUCAUCGUCUGCAGUGUUGGAGAAGCUCCAGCGUACUGAGUUGCUUCCAGACUUGUUUGCCUUACUUCAUGACUUGAAGUCUGGGGUCAUUCUGGCUCGAGACUUUGACAACCAUGCAGGAAGCAUCCGGCUCAAGGUAACUCAGAUGAAGCAACAACUCCAACAGAUAGAAGGAAUCAACCGGAGCUUGGAGGAUAGAGAGGCCGAGAUCAGGCGUUUGGAGGAGAAUAACAGACGGAAGCGCGAGUUCUUACAGACUUGUCGUCAGUCUAAUGAGUCCCUGGAUAAGUUUGAAGCGAUAGCAGAAGAGUAAAUAAACAAUGAGAAUGAGAGUUUGGGAUCUCAGGAGCUCUCAGAGGCACUCGGGGUAUCUCACUGGCUCUCGGAGCCUUCUGAGACCAUUCUAGAAGUUCCUCUUUCACAGAGCACCCCACCAGAGUUACCCACAUAGCCACUCAGUUUCCCAUGCCAUGUGGUACCUGUCUGACUCCUCUCGGACUCCCCCUGCCGGUCAUAUAUCCCAUAAUUUAAAAAAGAAACAAUCGCUUCACUCGACUCAACGAGCUUCACCGCCAACCACAACUUCUCCUUGUGGCAAUGGGACUAUAUUGCGUACCAAGACACGACAGCUAGCCACUAUCCACGGCCAACCCCACAAGUAGAGUUCAUAUAUGUUACGUAGAAUAC